AUAGCUCCAAGGUUGGCGGUCAAGAAGAUUUAGAUGAAGGUUGUUUUGGAGCUUGGUGAUUAUAGUAGGUGUAGUGUGAAAAAUGGAUGUUAGGAAUGUCAGGGAAAUACUUGAGAAUCUUCAAAUAGCUUCAUUUGGCUCUCCUUCUCCCUCGGGAGAAGACAUAAGUUCCUCCGAUAUAAACUUUGAUAGGACACUUCCUGGUCUACAUCAGUAUCUCGGUGCAGAUUUUGUAGAUGUAGGAGGUCGUACUUUCCUGGAGCCUGGAAGUGAAACUCACAUGUAUGCAUUCUACCGUGCGGGUGUGGUUUUGGUACCCGGACAUUCUCUCCCGCUAAUACCUUACGGUCCACUAGAGUCAGAUCUCCUCCAGAAGCUUAAUAAGGAAAAGAAGCCGCUCAUAUUUCUCCCUGGAUAUUCAGAUCAUACAAGUUUGGCGGAUUUCGUUGGUUGUAUUGGUACUACGGCCGACUUAGUGGCAAUAUGUAUUCCAGAUUCCGGCGAAGAUGCUCCUAUUCGUGCUAUGUUUAUUGGCAGACAGCGUAUCCGCAUCACAAAGGCAACACGUGACUCAUCAUAUCCUCUGGUUUGUCAUGGCGAAAUAUUACCGGAAGCAUCAUUUAACCGUGAAAUGGCUACUCAUCCUUUGGGUUGGGGUUUAGUUCCUAGAUCUUGGGCUCGUUUCGCUCGUGAUCCACAACCGACACGUCCAAGUACAUGCAUUUCUACGGAAUCAGUUCAGUCUACAAAGGCUUCUGAUGAUCGUUCUCCUCGUAAAAGUAAUUCAAGUUGUCCUGAAUCAAAUUCUGUCACAAUAAAUUCAUGUAAUCUACCAGCUGGAAAUCCUUUCUCUAUCUUUGAUUCUCGUCUAAGUACUUGGAGAAGUACAGGACCUAUAAAUUCCAGUGAUGUAUCAUCUUCAUGCUGUUCUACAGGUGCACGAUUUGAUCAUUUUGUUGAUGAAAGUUUAGAACAGGAAAGUAAUUCAAAGAAAAUAAAAUGUGAUCUUGAUAAAAUUGAUAAUAGAAAUGAUACUGAUGUAAGUUGUACAUCAUCACAUAAUGACGCGACACAAUCUGUGAAACCAGCGACAAAACUUGUUAGGUCGUCUUCGCUUUCAGAAGAUGUUGAAUUAAUUGUGGAUCGUGCUGUAGACCGAGUUGGUCGACCUUUUCGCUAUCGUAUUAAGCAGCAAUGUGAUCCGCGUCUAUUAGCACGUCGUGAUGUAUUGGCAGCCGUUGCACAAGCUUAUGUUCCCCUUCCGUUUUGGGUUUAUCGACAGUAUGAUUUGAAUUAUUUAGUCUCAGCUAUUCAAUCAGAAUUGUAUAAUUGGAAUGAUACAUGGAAAGUUGAUAAAUGGAGUCCUGAAUUAGCUGUACCUUUCUCUUACUGGUUAAUACAAAAUCUUCCAAUGUCCGGUUCAUUAAAAUCUCAUAUAUUGGGUAUUGAUCAUGUGGUGCAACGUUUACGUGCUUUACUAGAAGUUAUACGUCGUUCAACUGCAUGUGUAUGUGCAUCGUGUGAUGCAAACAUUACUUCAAAUCAACACAUUAUUUGUCUUGCUCAAGAAGGAAGUUCACAAACAUACGUGAAUCCAUCUGGUGUUUUACACGAUAUUGUGACUGUCAGUCAAGUCACGACAAACUCUCUUAAUCUUGUCGGUGAAGCGUCGUCCGAGUAUUCUUGGUUUCCUGGAUAUUCUUGGACUAUAGCCAAUUGUAAUGCUUGUUAUCAACAUAUGGGUUGGUUAUUCACCGCUUUAAAUGAUCAACUACGUCCAAGAAGAUUUUGGGGUAUUCGUCGUCAGGCAAUUGUACCCGGUUUAAUUAGUGCAUCAGAUUGGCGUCCUUGUAUCUAAGUAUCACAUUAAUGGAAAUCUCUGUAUCCAUCUCUCUCUCCCUAUCCCAACUCGAGGCAUUCUAAUCAAUGAUGGAUUUCACAGCGCUCUUCGUUUUUUUUUUUUGGUCAUUACAUUUCAUGUGUGUUCGACCUGUCCAGUGACAUACACAUAUAAUAUGUGCACGGAAGGAAGUUGUUUUUCUUUGCGCAAAUUAAUUUUGCUUCUAUGCAUGCACCUUUUUUUAAUUAUUAAUCGUGUGUUUUGUUGAAUUUCUCACACCAAACACACCCUUUAGGAUAUUUCUCGUGUUUUUUUUCGUUGUUGUUUUUUAUACACGAAUUCCACUGCUCAUCAGUAUAUCACAGUUGUUGUCAUCGUCAUCAGUAGCAUAAAUAGGCGGCGAUAAAAUCAAACUGUGCUGUAUUAUUGAUUAUUUCUCUCUUCUAUGCUUUGAUAAAAGUCAUAUAACAGACAUUGUGUAACAUUCUGUUGUUAUCUUUCUUUCUUUUUAAAAAAAAAUUUAGGCUUUUUGUCGCAUUGAUGUACAAUUAGUUCCCCUGCUUUAAAGUAUCUUUUCAGCUCCUACGAUAUUCGAAAGUCUACCCAAUUUUUGAUUUCGAUCUGUUUGUUUUGUGUAUGUGUGUGUAUUGACUUUGUUCCUAUUGUCCUAAACAUGUUGUUGUUAUUGUUUGUUUGUCACCGUCAUUUGUCUGUUUUUUUCUUUUUGUUCUGAGUCACGUCUCCUUCUUCGUUCUCCUACAUAUUUAGUUGGAGUAGCGGUUUUAUCAGUUUGUCAUUUUAAGAUGAGAUGAAUAAGGCCAGUUAUGCUUGAAUCUGCUAGACUGAGGAAAAAACGCGUUUACAAGGAAUGGUUUAUUGCAUCUAUUUUGUACACUUUGCGCCUAUAAAAUGUAAUUAAUAAUAAUUUAUUUUACAGUGUUA
Trichobilharzia szidati is the source of this 2782-nucleotide messenger RNA. NCBI's taxonomy places the organism in Eukaryota, Metazoa, Platyhelminthes, Trematoda, Strigeidida, Schistosomatidae. The record is from the annotation of a GenBank genome assembly.